Messenger RNA from Rosa chinensis, 4244 nucleotides. RefSeq names its product putative pentatricopeptide repeat-containing protein At1g12700, mitochondrial. Lineage: Eukaryota; Viridiplantae; Streptophyta; Magnoliopsida; Rosales; Rosaceae. Bases 187 to 2127 code for a protein of 646 amino acids. The record is from RefSeq and is a predicted model, not a curated record. The transcript is spliced from 2 exons. Gene Ontology annotation, molecular function: protein binding.
AUCCAUGAGUCAUGAUUUUUAGAAUGUGCUUUACUUAAUGGACCUCAACAAUUUAGACUCGAUUUUUUUUCUUGAUUUUUCGAUAUUUUGACUUUGAAGGUCAAAUAGUUUGUAGAGGUUGAGUUCUUGUGCUUCAAAUGGCGGCACUAUUGUAUUGUUUUUGGUUGAUAUUUGCUUUUAAAUGCUAUGUUUUGCUCUGAAAUUACUUGCAAGAAAAGUAGAGUGCCGAUCGAGGUAGCUAUACCCUACUGGGAAACCCAUUCUUUCCUAGAAUCAAGGUGCCACGUGGGCUUGAGAGCAUUAGUAGGGCAACAAGAUCUGAAGAGUAAAAAGAUCGAAACCAAACCCAUUCUUGAAUGUGAAGAUGAUGCGCAAAAGAGUUGUGCUUUCUUGUCUUCCCUCUACUCAUCCUGUUGCUGUUCCCCUCAUCAACAAUUUCAUGGCUUUGUUUCAUUCGAGACCGAGACAAACCCAUCUAGGAAAUCGACCUCGGGGCCCAAAGUCACCAAUCUUGAGGAUGCCUUGAAGGUGUUCGAUGAAAUGCUUCACUCCCGUCCUCUGCCUUGUGUUAUCCCUUUCACUCAGAUCUUGGGUCAACUUGUCACAUUGAAACACUAUUCUGCACCUAUCCCUCUGUUUAAACAAAUGCUUCUCUGUGGAAUUGUUCCUAAUCACUAUACUCUCUCUAUCAUCAUCAACUGCUAUUGCCAUUUGAAUCAAAUGGGUUUUAGUUUGUCUGUCUUGGGACAAUUCUUCAAAUUGGGUCUUCAACCAAAUGUUAUUACCUUCUCCACUCUAAUCAACGGCUUUGUUCUCCACAAUCAAGUGCCUGAGGCUGCACGAAUUUUCACCAAAAUGCUGCAGGCAGGUCAUUGUAAGCCCAAUGUGGUUACUUUUAACACUCUAAUAAAGGGCUUUUGCAUGAUCGGAAACAACAAUGCAGCUAUUCAGUUACUUGGGAAGAUGGAAGAAAUAGGAUGCGAGCCUGACACAGUUUCCUAUAACACCAUCAUCGACAGUCUUUGUAAGGAUACACUAAUUGAUGAAGCAUUCAACCUCUUCUCAGAAAUGAUUACUAGAGGUAUUGCUCCGAACGUUGUUACUUACACCUCUUUGAUUCAAGGAGUUUGCGAUAUAGGCCAGUGGAAACAAGCUACAAGGCUGUUGGAUGAAAUGUUGAGUAAAGGUAUCUUUCCAGAUGUAGUCACCUUCAAUGUCUUGGUUGAUACACUUUGUAAGGAAGGGAUGGUUGUGGAAGCCAAAACUGUGGUUGACAUGAUGGUUCAAAGACAUGUUGAACCUACUGUGGUUACAUACAGUUCCCUUACGGAUGGUUACUGUUUGCGAGGAGAAAUGGACGAGGCGAAACAAGUUUUCGAUCUAAUGGUUAGCAAGGGCUCCAUGGUUAAUGUUCAGAGUUGUAGCAUAUUGAUAAACGGAUAUUGUAAGCAGAAAAAGAUCGAUGAGGCCAAUAAGGUUUUUCAGGAAAUGACUUGUUGGGAGCUUGUUCCUGAUACCAUAACUUAUAACACUCUUAUUGAUGGUUUUUACAAAGCAGGGAGAAUACAAGAUGCAGAAAAGUUGUUCUCUGAGAUGCAAACUUGUGGCCAACUUCCAGAUGUUCAAACUUACACUAUUAUACUUGAUGCCCUAGUUUGCAACAAACAACUUUCUAAGGCAAUAGAAUUGCUUAGAGAGAUGAAAGACAAGAAGUUGGAACUAAAUAUUAUAGUUUACACUGUUAUCAUUGAAGGUUUGUUGAAAGCUGGAGAAGUUCAGUCUGCAAAAGAUCUCUUCUAUAGUUUAUCAUCAAAAGCAGUUCAACCUGAUGUGUGGACAUAUAGUAUAAUGAUUAGCGGACUUUGCAAAGGAGGCCUAUUAAGUGAAGCAGAAAAUUUGCUGAGGGGAAUGGAACAAAAAGGCUGUUCUCCAAAUGAUUGUACCUAUAACAUAAUUAUCCGAGGUUUUAUGAAUAACAAUGAGAUAUCAAGGGCUAUGGAACUUAUUCAAGAAAUGCGUGAGAGGGGAUUCUCUGCAGAUGCAUCAACUAUGGACUUGAUUGUUGAUUUAUUGUCAAAGGAUACAGUAGAUCCUGUAUUAUUAGCAUGGCUUAAAGAUUCAGUCUGAAGUUAUUUGAAUAUUUGAAAUAACUAGGAAAUUCGAAACUCCUGCAAUCCUGCUCGUUUAGCAACCUUGGAUGUUCUGUGAAUCCUGUUUGUAAGUCCACCAUUGAAACACAAUAUCAGUUCUUGUUGCACUCCAAUUUUGAGCACAUUUGUUUUCUAUUCCAUUGUGUGUGUGUGCGCGAGCGCGCACACGUGAUAGACUGAAUGUUUAGUUGCUGGCAAUAAGAAUAUCUGCAGAAGUAUUUCUCAUUCAACUGGUAAGACAAGAAAACUGACAUUGCAUUCAUUUCUCUCUUCUAAUUCAUCUGUGUUUAAUAUCUAUGUCCUAAAGGGGCAAUUGAUUUUCACAUUUUUGUUUAAUUGUGAAGUAUGUCCCAGAACCUAUGACUUGUACAUCAGUUUGCAAAACGAACAUCCAAAAACUCUUUAUUCAAUAAAGGCCUAUAUUUUUAAUUUGAGCAUUUUGGGAUAUUCCCGGAUUUAUUGCUAAUAUUAGGCUCUUAGCUAGGAAAGAUAUGGAUAACCCUUACCUUUUGGCAAUGUUUCGGUUCCUUGAUGAUUGCUUCAGGUUUUUUAUUAUCAUCCAGUGCAUUUCUACAUAUUACUCGAUCAAUGCCUCUGCUUAUGUUCAAUCGAUUAUGGAGCUUGUGGAGUAUGGUUUGCACAACCAUAUUUGUAGGCUGGAAUGCAGAUUUGUGAACGAGAGCAAUAAUACUUCUGUUCUGCUCUGGUUUAUGCCUUUUGUUGAAAAGAAUGGAACUGUUGAGCUGAGCAUGCUAAUUAUGUUAGGCAAUUGUAAACUUUAGUAUGAGUAGUCACUCUGAUCUAGAAUUUCUAGUCAAGAAAGGAAAAGACUUGCUCGGUUGACUGCUUCAUCAUCACUGAACUAUAAUGUGGUUUUAUUCUUUAGCAGCAGGCCCCAAAUUAGGGAUUGGAAUAGGGUAUUGACUUUCCAUUUGUUUCAUUUUCUCUAGUUAGGUAUUUUGAUUCCCUUUGCCAGGGUUUGGCACCUACUGAUUUAAGGUCUGCCAUCUCUAUAUAUAUAGAGUUUUUAUAUUAAAAAUCAAUUUUAUCUCAAUUAUCAUUUUCAUCUUCCUCUCCUCUCAUUCUUUCUUUACAAAAAUGUUAACAAACGAGCACUUAAUUUUCUGCGAAUGUCUUUUUCUUGGGCAUGUUUCAUAAUCUUGAAGUCCAAUUUUUCAAUUUUUAAUUCUUCAUCUGCGUUUAUCUUUACAUUCCAUCUCCUUCUUAAAUGUAUUAAUUUGUUUGACGUCUGAUUUGGCUGUUGCAAUGUGGUGGAUUGGCAGACUUAUCUGGAUGGAAAGACGACCAUGUCAUUUACGAAAGGAGGGCCAGCAUCAAAGAAUUUUAUGUAGAUGAACUUGUUUGCCCUUGAUAUGUGUUGUGCUCAUAUGCUUUUCCAUUCACGGACGGGUGAUAUUUCCUUCUUUGUUGCAACUACGGAAGGGCAUCACAGAUUUGGAGGACAGGAAACAAAAAGAGGUUUAUAAUGUCAGAUUCAGAAGAAAGGAUGAGUUGGAGAGAGGAAAGCUCUCUGAAAUUGACAUGGAAAGAGCAGAGGAGUGUGGAAUUUGGAUGGAGGUGAACAACAAAGUUGUGUUGCCUAACUACAGUCAUUCAUUGUGUUUGAAGUGUUAGAGGACGAUGGUAUCUCUAUUCUCUACAAGGAACUGUCAAACGAAGAAGGAUAUCUGUGUAGCAAGGAGAUGAUGCGGAGACCUUGUGUCCGAGUAGAAUAAGAACAAAAAGCACAGCUGAGUGAACAAGAACAAAAAGCACAGCUGAAUGAACAAGAACACAAAGCAUUACUGGUUGAACGAAAAGAACCGCCUCUGUUUACAUACUGUUGCAUGCUUGAAUACCUAGCUCAACCCAUUAGCAUGAGUGAUAUUGAUGACUAGUAGAAUUGAAUUCUGUUUCUAAGAUUCAGUUGACUCAUUCAUAAUUGAUAUUAUUAUUUUUUGGUCUUCACUAUGUAGUUGCCUUGAAAUGUUUUGACAAGGUUUUUGGGACUUGGGAGGGAGUGUGUUAGACAAGGUCGUGCUCGUUUUGACGUGCCAAGAGUUCCCCACGACAUCUUUAAAAUGUCAAACCAUA